Molecule: messenger RNA, 2619 nt
Organism: Cutaneotrichosporon cavernicola
Lineage: Eukaryota; Fungi; Basidiomycota; Tremellomycetes; Trichosporonales; Trichosporonaceae
Exons: 1
Coding region: 1-2619 (872 amino acids)
Source: RefSeq, a predicted model, not a curated record
AUGGCCGGGUCCCCACCAUCACCACAUCUCCGAAUGCGUCCCAGUAUCGAGUUCGCCGAGCCUCGAACAACAGGCGUUUACGUGACCCCGCGCCGGCCACAUACAGAGUUUGGCGUCCCCGGUGCAACAAGUACGCCCAGCAGCGGCGGCAGUAGCCGGAGUGGGAGUGAGCCGCGGCCGAUCUUGCGUCACCAGAGCAGCAAUGUGCGCAUCUCGUCCCCGCUGAGGAAACAGGUCGGCUUCGACGACAAGCCGCGGAUACGCCCUGUGCUCAAGAGCAAUUUCUCAGCGGGAAGCGUAAACAGCGCAAGUACGGUUGUGCAGGACACGAUCUCGCCAAGGCUGAGAGUGAGGGAGAGGCGCGGCAGGGCCCAUGCCCAGGUGAGCUGGGCGCAGACGAUUGCCGUUCCUCCAACUUCGAACGACUUUAUGGAGGAGCUCACGCCGACCCGCUCUGGGCGGAGCGUACCGUCCAACGACGGACAUAGUGACAUGUCCCGCCGUAGCACAAGUAUAGACAGCGAAAGGCCGGUGCUCCGAGCGGCACGGUCAAUUUCAUUUCGUGCGCGACCGGGAAACCGCCCAGCAAGCGCCGCUUCGUCGACGUCGACGGGUCCAGCGGGGCUAUGGUAUGACGUGCCCGUCCCACCGCCCCCACACCCGUCGACUUGCAUGCCCGGCUUCCCGCAGCAAGAGUUCCCCGAUGCCCGCCCGCCCAAGUUCUCGCGCGAGCUCCUCCGCCGUCCUGGUGUGAUCAUGCCCAAGGCCGCUCCGCGCUCUGUGACUAUGCCAAAAGAAGCCACGCGCCCCGCCAGUAUCGCUACCGAGUACGCCGCCCAUCCGCUGCGUCAGACUUCGACCUCGCGCAUGUCCGGGUUUCUUUCUAGGAAACUGUCCAAGAUCUCGCUCGCCGCGCAUCACGAGCCACCCGCCCCGCCGGUGCCGGUGCCGAUGCCGCAAGGGCCAGUGUCGCAGUCGAUGUCCAUCACCCCGGUUGGUCAGCACCCGUCUCCCAUCCGAGCAACGCCGCACCGCUCGCCCACGAGCCUGCCACCUGGCCAGCACCCGUCUCCUGUCCGAGCAGCGCCGCACCGCUCGCCCACGAGCCUGCCACCUGGCUUUGGCUCGCCGCAAGGACCUCGUGUAUCACCACAACAUCUCCAGUGGCCGUCCCAAUCCACACCGGCGCGCUACCGUGGCGCCGCCUUGCCGCCUGGCGCUGCCCACCUCCUCCCGCCUGGCGCGGGCCCCACUCUCCCGUCACACAUGCCCAACGCGAUUCCCACUCACAUGCCCAACGACCUGCCGCCCGGCGCAAUGGCUGCACGCCCUAUGACGCACGGAAUGCCGUUGCCCGUGCAACCAACCCACGUGCUCUCGCCACAGGAGGCCGCCCGUCAGGCACUUCGGCGCUUCCGAUCCUCUCCUGCGCUCAGAGUGACAUCGCCGCUUGAAGGCGUGCCAGAGGACCUCCCCACGCAGUGGGUCGAGCGCAUACCCCCGCCUCCCGUGUCGCCUCUGGGUGGGCCACAGGGGUAUGACGACGAGCUUGUUGUGCGCGCACCCAACUUUGCUCACCCACCGAUUCAGGACGCACCAAAGCAAACCACCGUGGCGCGCCCGCCUCAUCUCAGCAUCGACUUUGGCUCGGGCGACAUCUGGGCCGAUCUCGAGAGCUCCUUUGGCGUACUGUCCCUCCCCGACCUGCCAGCGGAUGCAGAGAGCCCCGAUAGCCCUGGUUCAAAUGACUCGCACACGACAACCGCGACUGCGACGACGCGUGCGACACAUGCUACGUAUGUGGUGCCAGAGUAUGACGAAUACUCGGAGGUUGGCCACUCGCAGGUCAGAGAAGCAGCCUCGGAUGCGGAUCAUGCUGCCCCAAUUCGCAGGACUGUCUCCUCGGGCUUGGGCUACACUGCCACUGUCCGAAGAGGCACCUCGUCCGACGUUGGUCACUCGACCGCUCGGGUCACGGCAAUCCAGCAUCAUCGAGACGUCUUUUCCGAGACUGGUCACGGCGGUUUCGAGCGCAUGUACUCGCCGCCCAGUUCGCCUGUGCGCGCAAAGGCAGCGCAGCGCGCUGCCAGCGAGAGCGAGUGCACUAUCGAGUCCUGGAGCCCCAAGCACAAGCUGUCCGCCAGUGCGCCCGGUACGCCCGUGUUUGGCUCGGUGGGGCGCCUGCCUCCCAGAGGUGAGAGUUUGGUCGCGUCGUCGUUGGGUGCCACGUCGAACCGACCUAUGUUUACGCCUCUCAUGCUCAACACGCCUCCUGUUCGCACCUCGUCUCGCUCGCCGUCGAGCUUGUCGCUGCGCAGCAGCACAAGUAUGGCGAGCGAGAGCACGAUCUCGUCCCUCCCGAGCACCAUGACGAGCAUGACGACGGCGAGCAGCGCCGCUUCGGUCGAGAUGCCAGACCCGAUCGCCGAGGACGAGAGCGAUACGUGUCUCGACGUAUUCGGUAUCAUGCCCAAGGGGUUCGAGCGCGAUCCCUGCAGGCAGGUGCAGUUCAGCACACCAGACUCUGUCGCACCAGACUCUGUCGAGCGUGUCCAGAUCCGCCAUGUACAGCGCGCCCGCUCGUCUGUCGCGACCCUCCGAGUCCGCUCCAUUGCCUAG